Ricinus communis (castor bean) is the source of this 1259-nucleotide messenger RNA. RefSeq lists its product as uncharacterized. Gene Ontology annotation, molecular function: 3-dehydroquinate synthase activity; oxidoreductase activity. Gene Ontology annotation, biological process: aromatic amino acid biosynthetic process. The record is from RefSeq and is a predicted model, not a curated record. The transcript has 4 exons. Lineage: Eukaryota; Viridiplantae; Streptophyta; Magnoliopsida; Malpighiales; Euphorbiaceae. Bases 72 to 869 code for a protein of 265 amino acids.
UCAAGGUUAUUUGCACCUGUUUUCCAUAAGGACAAUUCAUUACUUUUAACUAUAAAUUAAAGGCUCAAAACAUGUUUCACUUAUCCUUCCCUCGAAGUUUAAUCAUUUUCUUAAGGGAAAUAAUUUUCUUUCUUGUGUUUAAUUAUUUAUUUUCCUCAGAUCAUAACCUGGAAAUGGUUGUUUCAUUGAGAAGAAGAGAAUUUAACUUCUCAUCAGUGCCAAUGCCUUUCAGUAGCAGUCAGAAAUCACUUAAAGAUUCUCUUAUACACCAAGAAUCUCCUAGCUCAUCUAACAAAACUCCACAUGUAGUCAUUGUUAUGGAUGCACUUAGAGAGUUCAGUAUAGAACCACUUAUGUGGGCUCUUGAAAAUAUUACGGCUGCUGGUUAUACUGUAACUCUUCUCGGAUUCAUGCCAUGGCUUAAUAUUCCUUUGUCCUCAAAGACCCCAGAGGUAUGGGGAGUGGAGUUUGAAGAAUUAUCUAUGGUGCAAGCGACGAGUGAGUCAAUGAUCGAUCCCAAAUAUCUAAAGCUUCAAGCAGUGGUAGACCACUGCAAAAGAUUUGGGGUUAAGCUACAAAAGGAAGUGGUAAUGGGGUUCCCCUUGAGACUUAUGGUGGCUGAAAAAAUUUCUAGCCUUCAUGCCACAUGGGUUAUCUUUGACAGGCAUCAGAAAAAGGAUAGAGAAUUCUUUGCAAAAAGAAUUCCAUGUAACAUGGUUGUGAUGAAUGAAAAUGGAGAAGCAGACAUGAUUAGAGGGCAGCCGAUGAUUGAUAAUGGAGAGUUCACUCCAGGGGAAUCACCUGCUUCUUUGAUUCCCACUCCACAACUGGUGAUUUCUGAUGGAUUGAAAGAAAUUCUUAAUGAGUAGUUAUUUACAGAAUGUGAAGAUCUAGUCGAAAGGAGAUUCUGUUCCUUUUGAUUAGUUAUGGAUUAUUGAUAACAAAAGAAUGAGAAGACAAUGAAAGGACAAUGAAGAUGAUCCACAUAAUUUCUUGUUCGGCUGUGACCAUCACCCAACAUUUCUUUAUGUUUUUUUUUCUCUUUUCUCUUGUAAUAAGAUAAUCAAAAUCCUUGCAUUUCUAACUACUGUAGCUUGUGGAUUCAGGUUUAUUGUAAAGCUGAUUAUGGUUUGCUUUAUGGUAUAUGAAUUUCAAGCUUUUAUGGAGGAACAUGCACAUUAAAUGGAAAGAUUACAACAAAGAUAUCACUUGUAAGAACAGAGGCCACAAAAUGAAAUAAGAUUUUAGUUAUUCCUUCA